Molecule: messenger RNA, 4588 nt
Organism: Mya arenaria
Lineage: Eukaryota; Metazoa; Mollusca; Bivalvia; Myida; Myidae
Product: serine/threonine-protein kinase Sgk1-like
Exons: 14
Coding region: 406-1917 (503 amino acids)
Biological process (GO): protein phosphorylation
Molecular function (GO): phosphatidylinositol binding; protein serine/threonine kinase activity; ATP binding
Source: RefSeq, a predicted model, not a curated record
UAUUGAGCGGAUUCUGACAUAUAUUGUCUUCAAUUUUCUGGUAUUGAUACCGCAAUUGUCUCUGUAUCUCGUCAAAUACGUAAUAAGUGAUUAAUAAUAGUUCAUACAGCUAACUGAGCUAAAUUAGAUUGGGAUGAACUAAACUAAAAGGUUAUAGAUUUAAAAAUAAGAUGGGUUAUUUGUGCUGGAAUUGUAUCACAAAAUAAACGAUAUUGAAGUAAUGUGUACAAUGAGUACCCAAGGUAUUGUUUUACGGUGAAAAAACAAAAUUUAAAAACCAACAAUAUUAAAGAACUGAGUAUGCUUUGUAAGACUGUUUUCACCAAAGCUGUUUUAUUCCUCAAGGUGUCACACGUUUGGAUGAUAUCUGAUUGAGGCCCACCUGUGACAGAGGCUGUAGUCAGUAUGAGUGUGGAGGGCGAGUCUAGCAGUGCGGGAAACCAGCAGGAGGAGGGUGGGGACCAAGUCCGACCCUUAGUCUCUAUCUCUGGCACACAGACAUGGGAGAAGGACAAAAAAUAUGUGGUGUAUAAGGUGGUGGUGAACAACGGAGCAAAGUCUUGGUUCAUCUUCCGACGAUACAAUGAGUUCCAUGUCCUGUUUGAAAAGGUCAAGCGUCUGUAUCCAGAGGCAAACCUGCGACUGCCAGGCAAGAAGAUAUUCGGCAACCUUGACCCUGAGUUCAUACAGCAGCGCCGAGAAGGCCUUGAUGAGUUUAUAAAGAAACUGAUUCUGCAUCCAGGACUCUCACAGCAUCCGGAGGUAAAGUCAUUCCUGUCGUUAGAUAAUCCGAGAAAUGCUCCUGACGACACUGAUCUGUCACCAGAAACCAGCGACACAAUGAGCAAAGACAGCAACCCCAUCAACCUUGGUCCCAGCGAGAAGAAAAGUGUCAAGCCGAGUGACUUUGAGUUUCUGAAAGUUAUAGGGAAAGGCAGCUUUGGAAAGGUGCUCUUGGCCCGGCACAAGAAUGAGGGAGGAGUGUACGCGGUCAAGGUGUUACAGAAACAGGCGAUUAUGAAACGUAACGAGGUCAAGCACAUUAUGGCCGAGAGAAACGUCCUGCUCAAAAACAUCAAACAUCCAUUCCUAGUCGGUCUUCAUUACUCAUUCCAGACGCCGGACAAACUCUACUUUGUCCUAGAUUACGUAAAUGGUGGAGAGCUAUUCUUCCACUUGCAACGUGAGCGCUACUUCUCCGAGAAGCGUGCAAGGUUUUAUGCAGCGGAGAUGGCAAGUGCAAUAGGCUACCUUCACUCCCUUAACAUCAUCUACCGUGAUCUCAAGCCAGAAAACAUUCUCCUAGACUCUACAGGUCAUAUCGUGCUGACUGACUUUGGUCUGUGCAAGGAGGGAAUCGAGGGUAUGGGGACGACCACGACCUUCUGUGGAACACCCGAGUACCUGGCACCAGAGGUGUUGCGGAAGCAGCCAUAUGACAAGACAGUAGACUGGUGGUGUCUGGGAGCCGUCCUGUAUGAGAUGAUGUAUGGACUGCCUCCGUUUUACAGUCGAGACACAGCGGAAAUGUAUGACAACAUUUUGUACAAGCCAUUACGACUGAGGACAAAUGUGUCUGCAGCAGCACGAUCACUGCUGGAGGGGUUGUUGCAGAAGGAGAAAGAGCAGCGUCUCGGGUCGAAGAGAGAUUUCCAGGAGAUAAAGACGCACAGUUUCUUCGCAGACAUCAACUGGACCGACCUUGAUGCCAAGAAAAUAGACCCACCCUACAACCCCAAUGUGAGCGGACAGUUGGAUCUGAAGCAUUUCGACCCGGAGUUUGUGAGAGAACCUGUACCAGCUUCAGUGGGUAAGUCCCCUGGACUGAACAAGCUAGUGAGUGCCAGUGUGAUGGAAGCAGACGGAAUGUUCCAGGGCUUCUCCUAUGUUCCUCCUGCAGAAGAUGCCUUCAGCUGAGAAUGCUGGGAUACGGCAGGGAAUUGUGGGUGAUAUUGACACUAUGGCAUCAUGGGAAACAGGACACUGGAGGAUUAUGGGGAAAAAUGGAAAUGUUGUUGUUGAGACUGUAGUAUUUUGAAGCCAGUGAAUACUGCAACAGUUGACAUGAAGUCUGUGUACGUAAACAUGCAGGAAUAAUGACCUUGAUUGGUCAUGAAUUAGUAAACUUAUGUUGUUGGUCAUACUUUUAAGUGAAAAAAAACUUCUACUUUUUUCACAUGUAUGUUUGUAAAUAGAAUAUGCAGUUUGACUUAAUGUUUAUAAAAUUUGCAAAAGAAAUUGUGGCAGUGUUAAAUCUACACUGACUGAGUAUUUAAAGAAAUAAACAUAUUUACCAAGAGGUAAUCUAUGUCUCUAUGCAAAUUUCACAUUGAUUCAAAAAGCUUUUUGACAUCAUCUUGAUAGUGUGAUGUUAUUUGUUUCAUUUUGUUAAAGAUGUGUUUAUCAAAUGGCCGAAAGAUUUUCAAAUGUUUGUUGCUCAGAGUGAUGGAAUUGAGUCAAGUACAUCAAAACAUGUGCCCCAUAACUGUGCUGUAUGUACUCAGACUGUGGCUCUGUGAUUGGAAUCAGGACUUUAUUUGAUGUAUUAUAAAUGUUACCUGCAUUGUGUUUAUAAAUCUUUGUUUGGACACUAUGCAAGGAAAUACAGCAGCAUAUGCUGGAGUAUGCUAAGUCAGUAUUCAGUGUUUAUAUGAAACUUUUGUAUGUAAUUUCAAAAGCAUAUGCCUGAUAUGUUCCCAGUUUGUUUCCUACUGGCCAGUUAUGGUUUAUAACUAUAAACAUGUUUCUUAAUGUUUUGAACGAAUAAAAAUAUCAGUGGUAAAGGUUAAUCAAACAUUUUUGUUCAUGCGAUAUAAACAGUUCUCACUUUUAUAUCUAUACUGUGUUACAUAAUUAUACAGAUUUUUAUUAUUUCAUUUUCAAUUGUUGCAGAAACAUGGGCCAUUAUAGCUGGAAAGAUAAUAAAAUAGGAUUAUACGUUUAUGCUCCAAAAUUUAUGCUCCAAAAUAAGAAGUUAUUAGAUGAAAACAGGGUUUUAAAGUUUAGGAUGAAUCCUGAACCAGGAUUACAAGCUUUUAAGUUCAGACUAUUGUACAGUUGUUAAGAUCGUUUUUGCUCGGACAUUGCAUCAAAAUCAGCAGGAAGUACCUUUAUAUAAUUUAAAAUCACUUUGGUAAAAAAUCCAAAAAGUCUCUUAGUCACUUUGAGCAUGAAGCAGUGAUAUUAACCCAUGGUAAAAAAAAAUUCAGGCGAUUGUUUUUUCGAUGACAACAUUGCACUUUUAAAAUGUCUUGUAUUUAAUGAGUUCAGAACGGUAUUAUGAUAACUAGAAAAAAAAAUCCUAGUAUAUCCAUUAAUGUAUGUCUUUAAACUGGUUAUGCUUAAUUGCUAGUCUGUUGCAUUAACAUAAUGUGAUAUGGCUGACAUUAACAAGUGCCCUUCAGGCAUAAGAAAAAAGACUUUUCUGGUAACUGUAUAGUUUACUUAUAUAUUAAAAAUUUAACUUUCUUCUGUUUUGAAAUUAAUGCAAUAAUUAAUUUCGUCUUGUUAUUUAAGAUCUCAAGGCAAUCAUUACUUAAACUCCAGUCACCAGUUACAAAUAGCACAGACUGCGAUGUGUUUAUGUAAACACACAAAGAUGCAUUUUAUAAAAGACCCAUUAUCAUUAAUGUACAUGUUUUUCAUGUAGGUUUUGGCUGGAGUUCAUUGAAAACAUACUAUGACAUACUUACUAUGUGGUCAUUGUCAUCGCAAACGAGACCUCCAUUUCAUUCAUUGUUUAGACUUGACAUUAUUUCAUUUUUCAUGUGAAUUUAUUUUUUAUGUAAGAGUUAAAUUUUCAUGCUAGUGAUACUUUAAAUAGUCUUUCAAAUAUCAAAAUAAAAAUACAUUGGAUGGAAAUUGCAGUACCAUAUUUCUGCAUUUGUUCUGAUAAAAUUAAUGGAAUAUUAAUGGCCUUAAGUUAAACCUUAGUGUCAUGUAAUUUUGAAUCAUUUAGGGAUUGAAGUGUUUUAAACCAUGUUCAUUAUUGUAUUUCAUGAUUGUUCAUGAGUUUGUGUUCAUGAUUUCAGGUGAGCAUCAUUCUGAUGUGCUUAACUUAUGUAUAUAAAGACGUCUGUAUAUAUGUUAUACAGUAUCAUAGAGAAUAUUACUUAUUGUUGAUUUUACAUUUGUUAAAUGUGAUUUUUAUGACUUUUAACAAUGGAUUCAUAUAUACAAUUAUUGUACUCAAUCAAAUCAUUGUCGAAGCUUAUGCGCUACAUGUACUCCUGAGAUGGACAGCAGGUGCAAAAUACAUGAACUCCUUUCUGGUCUUUAGUUUGGAAUUGAAUUUAAUAAUGUUUGAUAUGUUUAGUGUGUGUUAUUCUAUCUAAAAACUCUGGCAUAAUGUCAAUGUGUUUCCUCCUUAAAUCUGAAACAAUUUUUGGCUGCGUAAUGAUUUCUUUUAUAUUAAGAGAGCAAAAAUAUCUUGCACUGAAUAUAAUCCCUUGUCCAUCCCUUCAGUGUGCAUACAUGUGGUGUAAGGUAGACAACUGAUGUGUUAUUGAUAUAAAAACCAGGCUUAUGCUAGCCACAGAUGUAAAAAAGAAAUAAAAAUGAAAUAAAAAAUAUUAAAAUGUUAACACAA